AUGCCCAAGGAUCGUCGUGUGCCAACAAAAAAUAGAGAUUUAGAAACCUGGCUUUACUCAGACCCCUACGAAUCCGCUGUUGCGGUUGGAAAUUCUACAAAACGUCGAAAGAAAUCUACUUCAAGGGUUCAGGUGAAAGGAAUGGAAGAUAUUUCCUGCAGCAGCAACAGCAGCCUUCCUCGUAAUCUCUCUGAAAAUCAGCCCAGCCCCACCACAAUUCCUGACCUCAUCCCACCUCCUGGGCCUCCCCCUCCGGUCAGCUGUGCUAAAACUGACACCAUCUUUGCCCAGAAUCCUUUUGACGACCAGCCACUAUCCAGGGGGAAUAUGCAAAACAAACAGCUGAUGUCUCAUUCGCAGGCCGUUGGUGGCCCUCCAGGUCAUUCGGGUAAGGUCUAUCCGCCAAACAAAUCAAUGGUAUUCAACCCAGCCAACCCAAAUGCACCUCCAAUCUACCCAUGUGGAAUCUGCCACAAGGAAGUGCAUGACAGUGACCAGGCAAUCCUCUGUGAGAGUGGCUGCAAUUUCUGCCAUGAUGAGGAACCUAAAACAUCCCCUAACAACAACACCAGCAACAUCUCUGCAGUCGUCGCAUACUUAAAUGUAUUCUUCGUCUCUCAUUCCUAUUCCCAUUCCCAUUUAACCUCACCUUCUCAUAUCACUAUACCUUUUUUCUUUUCCUUUCUCUCCUUUUUCUUUUUCUCCCCACCCUUUUCUUUUUCUCCCCACCCUUUUCUUUUUCUCCCCACCCUUUUCUUUUUCUCCCCCUUCCCCACUUUUCUCCCCAUCCCCCACUUUUUUCACGGGUAUUGGCUAAGUCUGGGCGUCUUUACAGGAACCACUCCCAGAACUCUUCUCAGGUCUCCCCUAUUCCUCAGUCCCACUCAUACCUCCCAAUCCAGGAACUCUUCAGUUUACUCCCCUACUGACUAA
This is a messenger RNA of Acanthosepion pharaonis, 933 nucleotides long. The record is from the annotation of a GenBank genome assembly. Lineage: Eukaryota; Metazoa; Mollusca; Cephalopoda; Sepiida; Sepiidae.